Gossypium raimondii (Peruvian cotton) is the source of this 1227-nucleotide messenger RNA. RefSeq lists its product as uncharacterized. The record is from RefSeq and is a predicted model, not a curated record. The transcript has a single exon. Bases 139 to 1011 code for a protein of 290 amino acids. Lineage: Eukaryota; Viridiplantae; Streptophyta; Magnoliopsida; Malvales; Malvaceae.
UCAAAUCAUUCAGUUUCCAAGUACCUCAAAAAACAAAAAACACUACCAGCUUCGAACUUAUUUUCUCUUUUAAUAAACUCUGAAAGCUACCUUAAACCUUCUCUUCCCUCAAUUCCUUCUUUCUCUUAUUAAUCAAUUAUGCCUUCCUUUGAAUUUGAUAAUGUUAAGGCAGAGAAGCAAGAUGCUUUGUGGAGAUACAAGAUGGAGAGGAAGUUGAGGAUGGGUCUUAGCUUCAUCGGGUUUCUCUUGGUUUUGUUUUUGCUGUCGUGGCCCUUGUUCCCAACUUUGAUUCCUGACACCGUCGAGGCUGCCGGAGAUUUUCUCCGAUAUUUGGUUUCCACUUUUAAUAAGCCGCUCUUCACUUUUGUCCUCCUAAACAUCAUCAUCCUCGCUGUUUUUGUUUUGUCUACCCAAAACCAGACCCAGAAACUAACCACCACUCCCGACAUCUACGGCGAGUACGUUAGCUCUCGCCGGUGUAUGCAAACAUCGGCAGCCUCCACCUCCGCUCCUGUCACGGAAGAGACCACGGUGGACAAGCAAAUCAUUCUGGUGGAAAAUGCGGCUGCUCUAAAUUCUCGAGCCAAGCCGCAACGUACGACUACUGGCACUGGCCGUGAUACUGUUACAGAGACGAAACGUUCCCUCUCACCAGUUAAAGAACAACAUCAACCUACGGAGAACCGGACAGUGACACGUACAAAGCCUCUCUGUUCUUCAACCGAAAUGAUGAAUCAAAAGGAGUACCGAAGAACUCGAUCAAUGGUUUCAGAAUCCCGAAGCCAACGACCCCGGGAGUUUCGGAGGUCGGAGACGGCUAUGUUCAGCCGAGAACUGGUGGUUACAGAUGCUGAGCCGCCGAGGAAAUCAAUGGACGAGAUGAGCAGCGAAGAGUUUCGGUCGAUAGUAGACAGUUUCAUCGCUGAAAAAAAGAAAACUCUGAUGCAAGAAAACACCGCUCGUAACACUAGGAGAAAAGACAAGUGCAUGUCAAUUGUGGUUAAGAAUUAAAAGAUUAGACAGAAAUGAGUGAGUUAAAACAUAAUCUAUCUCGAUCUUCGUAUUAGUAGGCUGAUGAGGUCCUAUGUUAUAUUAAUUAGUAUGGGAUAGAUGUACAGCGAUAAAAUUUCCCGGGUUUUGUGGGAGUAAAUUUUAAGAUGAUCAAACUUUAUGGGUUAUUGUGCUUCUUCCUUUCUCAUUUAUGAAAUGGAUAUUCGUUUAAAGCUC